AUGUCCACAGAUAUCUUCAAAGUCACGGAACAUACUGCGCCGGCAGGCCAUAUCCGGGAAUAUCCCGGAAGCACUGCUAGAAGUCAGGAAGAGGUCUUAUCAUUGCAUGUCAAACAAUACACGCCGCUGGAUCAAGGCCAUACCAUACCCACCGAUGCCAUCACUGUGAUCGCGACUCAUGCUUGUGGUUACCCCAAGGAACUCUAUGAGCCCCUCUGGGAUGAGAUCUAUCACCGGUUAAAACAAAAUGGUGUCCAUAUUCGAAGCAUAUGGAUGGCAGAUGCCCCAAACAUGGGCAUGAGUGGUGUACUCAAUGAAGACAAGAUCAGCCUUGACUAUUCGUGGGUAGAUUCUGCCCGCGAUUUACUUCUGAUGAUCAAUCACUUCCGCAACCAGAUGCCACGGCCUCUUGUUGGAAUCGGUCAUAGUUUUGGGGGGAAUAUUCUCGCCAACCUUGCACUCAUGCACCCGCGCCUGUUUACGACCCUUGUCUUUCUCGAUCCUGCCAUCAUGCCCAGAGCGACCCAGAGGGGGAUCGGUAUUGACCCGCCCGGCGCCGUCAACUAUGCUCUUUGGCGACCCGACAUUUGGCCAAACAGAAAAGCAGCGGCAUCGGCUCAUGCAAAGACAUGGCAGCACUGGGACCGUCGCUGCUUCGACCUGAUGGUCAAGUUCGGCUUCCGUGACCUCCCCACCGCACUGUAUCCCACCAUCCCAGAGGGCGCAGAUCAUUCCGAGCCACCGGUGACUCUCACCACAACUAAGUACCAGGAAGUCGCAGGCAUGUACCGUCCUAAUUUCUCGGCUCGCACGGCAGACGAGAAAACUCAGAUUGAUCGCUCUGUCCACCCGGAUAUGGAUCCUACUAACGUUAACACAAUUGUUUAUCGCCCUGAAACUCGCAGCACAUUCUCAAAGAUCCACCAUUUGAGGCCCUCUGUGCUCUGGAUUCUGGGAGCGAAAACAUUUCUUGGCAUUGACAACCUCCGCGAGGCCAUGAGGCCUGCGGCGUGGGGGUCGGGGGUAGUGGUGGUAUCUCCCAUGGCCAGGUCAAAGAAAUGA
Molecule: messenger RNA, 1062 nt
Organism: Aspergillus nomiae NRRL 13137
Lineage: Eukaryota; Fungi; Ascomycota; Eurotiomycetes; Eurotiales; Aspergillaceae
Product: alpha/beta hydrolase
Exons: 4
Coding region: 1-1062 (353 amino acids)
Source: RefSeq, a predicted model, not a curated record